UAGCUAUAGUCUUUUUGUGCUGUGUGAAAAUAUCUGCUCUUCAAACUGACUUCAUUGUUCACUGCGAAUACAGGAACAGAGGAAAAUGGGUUGUGGUCAUUUACUCAUCAUUACCAUUUUCCUCGUCAACGGCCAAAUCGUUUCCCUUGGGAGCGGAUUUGAUUAUAUAAGAAGUAUGGGCAGAGACGACCGUCAUCCACUGUGUGGUGAGAUAGGAACUGAAUCUAGCGCCCCCGAUCUUCAUCCGCCCCUCCACAGUUACACAAGACCCUCUGAUGUUUCCAUAUCCACUGAGGGGCAAUAUCGAUUUGCCGCAAUAUCUUCUGACACAGGGAACUGCGCACAAGUUGGCGUGGAAAUUAUGGGACGUCGACAAGGGUCCGUUGUGGACGCUACUAUCGCCACCAUUCUUUGUCAAUGUGUAGAAAACAGCCACAGCUGCGGUAUAGGAGGGGGCCAUUUCAUGACCAUAUAUAAUAGGGAAAAGAACACAGCUUACACAAUAAUUGCCCGUGAGAUGGCGCCAGGGGCAGCAUCGGAGGACAUGUUUGUACCCACGGAUAAAUCAUCAACUGAGGGCGGCCUAGCAAUUGGUAUUCCUGGGGAAAUCAAAGGUUUGUAUGAAGCUUGGAAAAUUGGCGGAAAACUUCCAUGGAAAGACCUCUUUCAGCCAACCAUCAAGAAGCUCCGUGAAGGAUGGAACGUGAGUGAACCAUUGGCAGUCGCCAUUGAAGAGCAGACGACAGUUCUUUUAAGAAAGGAUAAUUUAAGAUUAGCGUUAACAAACCCGCAGACUGGACGACCAUACAAGCAAGGGGAAACUAUCAAAAUGCCACUCCUGGCAGAAACAUUCGAGACAAUUGCAGAUGAUCCGCAUUCGCUGUAUAAUGGCUCCCUGGCUGAAGACGUCGUUGCGGACAUUCAGGAAGCGGGUGGGAUCAUUACUAAACAAGACUUACAGAGCUACGUGGCAGUAAUCAAAGAGCCCCUGGUGAUUAAACUGAACGACGAUUCUACCCUCUUCACGCCUCCACCGCCAUCUAGCGGCGCAGUGUACGCCAUGAUUCUUAACAUAGCCGACAAAUAUGGAUUUAACCCAGACAGUGUCUCGACCCCCAAAGAGUCAACGUUGACUUGGCAUAGAAUUGUGGAGGCCAUGAAAUUUGCGUUUGCAAAAAGAAGUGGUCUGGGGGACCCCGAUAUGGAGAGUCAGACCUUUAAAGAUGAGAUCGAUGAGCUUGUAAAAAACAUGACAUCAUCAAGUUUCGCCGAUUACAUUCGCUCUAAAAUCUCGGACACUGCAACGUUUGACACUUUGUAUUAUGGACCAACGUUUUACGACCAAUCAAGAACCGGAACAUCACAUUUAUCAGUUUUGGCGCCAAAUGGGGAUGCCGUUUCUUUAACUAGCACCAUUAAUUUAUUUUUUGGUUCAAAGGUUGUUGGAAAAAGAACAGGGAUAAUAUUUAACAACGAAAUGGACGAUUUUUCAACACCUAACACAGUGAACUCCUUCGGAGUUCCAGCUUCUGCUGCAAACUUCAUCAAGCCCGGGAAAAGACCUCUGUCCUCCAUGUGUCCCAGUAUAGUGGCGGACUCUGACGGACAUGUCACGUUAGUGGUGGGAGCUUCCGGCGGUACUAGAAUCACCACUUCCACAGCUUUAGUUAGCAUUGAAACCCUGUGGUUUAAGUACGGAAUAAAGAAAGCCAUAGACCACAAACGUCUUCAUCAUCAGCUGUUACCAGCCUACAUUACUGUUGAAGAAGGAUUUAAUCCUCAAGUUAUAAACGGAUUAAGACGGAUCGGCCACAACAUCACAAUGUCUGCCAGUGCUGGCUCUAUUGUUCAGGGUAUUCUGCAACUCGAGGAAGGCAAGAUAACCGCUAACGCAGACUACAGAAAAAGAGGAGUUUCGGAUGGAUACUAAAUCCUACUUUGUCGCUAUUAUUGCUAAAAUAUAAAAUAGUUUUGGUUUCUAUAAAAUUCUUUUUAAUAUUGUACGUGUAACGAUAAAUAAAAUUAAGUCUAUUUU
This is a messenger RNA of Magallana angulata, 2035 nucleotides long. Its product is annotated as glutathione hydrolase 1 proenzyme-like. The record is from RefSeq and is a predicted model, not a curated record. Gene Ontology annotation, cellular component: plasma membrane. Lineage: Eukaryota; Metazoa; Mollusca; Bivalvia; Ostreida; Ostreidae. The transcript has 12 exons. Gene Ontology annotation, biological process: glutathione catabolic process. The coding region runs from base 86 to 1930 and encodes 614 amino acids. Gene Ontology annotation, molecular function: glutathione gamma-glutamate hydrolase.